AUGCCUCCUAUCUUGACUCCCUCUGGUGCUGCUGAAGUUAUGGAGGAACACAAUUUCCAAACAGUCUCGCAGCAUCCAGAUGCUUUCAAUCGUGGGCCUGUUGUUGUGAAUCUACCAUGUAUGAAACAUCACCAGGUAUCUGUAGAUCUACCAAAUGAAGGCAAACGUGUUGAGGCUCCUCCGAGUGGUGUUCAGCCGUCAGCAAAGUUAUCUUAUGCAGACAUAACUCGUCGGGCUAUUACAGAUCCAAGUUCAACAUCGAUUGGUGAACAGUCUGCCCAGCACGAGGAUGGUUCUACUCAUUCUGGGCUGCAUGAUCCGAAAUUGUGCACUGGUAACCAGCCCAAAAAGACAUCUUCUCGCCAAACGAGAAUGCUGCCACCAAUUCCACAAAGUCCAAUGCGUCGUUCGACUAUAGGAUACGGCAUAUCAAACAAUCUAUGUACUAUUUCUGAAAAGUCAACGAACAGCCAGGAAGUAAUUCAGCCCCCAGACCAGCAGCAGGCAUUAGAAGGCAUCUGUUUUGGAAACCAGAGUCCAACAGAGAGGUUUACAAGCGCUUACGUUGGAUACAUUGCCCCACCCCCUAUUCAUCUCUCAGAGCCAUCUGCUAGAAAGACCAGCGAACAGUCCUUUCUGGCCCAACUCAAAGCCACCUUUAACAUUCCAGAGGUUUCACAUCCAGGCACUGUGGGCAAUGUGGACUGUGCUUUGAAUAGCGGUCACUUGAAAGAAAAAAUGCACUGCAAAGAUGCUUCCCUGGCGAAUGAUGAUAGUACUAAAGAAGCUGGCUGCGUCACCCGGGCUUUUCCCCCUAGACAAAAUGUGCCCACUGCUCCUGACUCAGCGUCGUCUCUAUCAACAAACAAACCACAUUCAGACGUGUUGUAUUCUUCUCCUUCAUCUACUGCCAACACGCGCAAUGCACAUCAAAAUGGAUCAUCUCCAUCAACGCCUACACUGCCAACACCUUUGAAGAACACUCAGAAUACUGACCACUUCCCGGUGCCAAGCCAUUACAAUAACGAACUUUCUAAUAGUGGUACUCUUUUUCAAGCUGGUAUGGCCCCAAGAGAGGAGGUUCAAGGAAUAAUUUUGGGUGGCCCUGCUUUAAGCCCAACAAGACAAGGAACGUACGCUACUCAACGACUCCCUGAAGUUGUCGAGCACCGAGGUGUCCCAAGUAUGCACGGGAUGAUUUGUAUUAACGCACCAAUAGUGAGCCCGACCCCUGGAGCUUUGGAGCCAAACUACGCGCCUGGCAAUUGGCACAGGCUUUCCGCACCUUAUUCACCUUCAAUCUACGAUAUGGAACCACCUCCUCCCCAGCCGAACUUUGGCACGGGAUGCCGUCCGUCCAUGCCUUCGAAUGGAAUAGACUAUAUGACAAUUCAAGGAGAAAUGCUGGAAAAGCUUUGCCACCAGGUUGGCGAUUUAUCAAAAGAACUUGGCUUGGUACGCGCAGAGCUGCAGGCUCAAACGUUCCAGUUGCAGCAAUUGACAGCCCACGUUAAUAUUCUCCGCGCUCAAAAUCGUCAUGCUGGAGCGCAAGAAACGGUUCCUACUCCAACUGCUGCGUUUAGAACACCGCCAUCGACUGGAAUAGAUGUUCUCACCUAUCACCCUGAGAAUACUGGUAGCCCAAUCCGAAAGGGCGUCCAGCAGCGCCAAACAAGCGAUUCCACGAUUCGUCUCAAUGACUCGCGUAUCGAUGAAACAUCCGAUGAUGCAUCGGUUCUUCAAAAACAAAAAUCUCACGUUCCGGCCCCGAUUGCUAAAGGUUCAGCCAGUGGUAGUGAAAAUAAUGCAGUGAACCAAACUAUCCUCUGUGCUGCUCGCCGCAACCCGAGUCAGCCCAUCAUUCUCGAAGAACCGAAAAAGAGCCCAGUUUGCACAGUUGCUGCGACAUCAAGUCCGGCUGAGCCAUUGAAAAACCCGCUUCCGCCAGCCAAAGUCUCUGAAACUCUGAGCAAGCCCAUGAUUGUGAAUAGCGGAAGUGACACACACCACCGUCGAACUCGAUCAAGCCAGAGCUAUAGAGCGUCAGAGCAUUCCGAUCGCGUUAUUCUGCCCUUGAAUCCAAACACCCGUCGAAAUAAUGACAAUAAUAAAACCUGGCAGCAUAAUGUAUUGAGAAACCCAACACCUCCGACUCGAAUCGAUGGAACCUGGGGAGGCACAAGAAACUGGUAUCAUCAUCAGGCAUACGGAACUGACCCACAGAGCUAA
Messenger RNA from Ophidiomyces ophidiicola, 2229 nucleotides. RefSeq lists its product as uncharacterized. Bases 1 to 2229 code for a protein of 742 amino acids. Lineage: Eukaryota; Fungi; Ascomycota; Eurotiomycetes; Onygenales; Onygenaceae. The transcript has 2 exons. The record is from RefSeq and is a predicted model, not a curated record.